Molecule: messenger RNA, 2793 nt
Organism: Spodoptera frugiperda (fall armyworm)
Lineage: Eukaryota; Metazoa; Arthropoda; Insecta; Lepidoptera; Noctuidae
Gene: deltaCOP
Product: coatomer subunit delta
Exons: 15
Coding region: 138-1661 (507 amino acids)
Biological process (GO): endoplasmic reticulum to Golgi vesicle-mediated transport; retrograde vesicle-mediated transport, Golgi to endoplasmic reticulum; Golgi localization
Cellular component (GO): COPI vesicle coat; cytosol
Source: RefSeq, a predicted model, not a curated record
GAAAACAGGAAAUAGUUUCAGAAUAGCUGGCAACAUUAAUUAAAAAAAAGUUCUACACGUCAUCUCGGUGUGUUGGCUGUCAGAUUUGCAGAUUGUAAUUAAUUGAUGAAAAUUAAGAAAUAAUACACUAAAUCAAAAUGGUGCUUAUAGCGGCUACAGUAUGUACGAAGUCAGGGAAAGCAUUGGUGUCACGUCAGUUCGUGGAGAUGACGAAGGCGCGUAUCGAGGGGUUGCUGGCUGCCUUCCCCAAGCUCAUGACUGGAGGUAGACAGCACACCUUCGUGGAAACUGAGUCUGUCAGGUAUGUGUACCAACCACUGGACAAACUGUACAUGCUGCUCAUCACAACCAAAGCCAGUAACAUCCUCGAGGAUCUGGAGACAUUGCGCUUGUUCAGUAGAGUGGUCCCGGAAUACUGCACUCAGCUGACAGAGGCCGAGGUGUUGAACCAGGCAUUCAACCUGCUGUUUGCAUUCGAUGAGAUUGUGGCUCUCGGCUACAGGGAGAGUGUCAACUUGGCACAGGUGCGGUCAUUCGUGGAGAUGGACUCCCAUGAAGAGAAGAUUUACCAAGCUGUGCGUCAGACCCAAGAGCGCGAGGCCGCCAACCGUAUGCGCGAGCGUGCCAAGGAGCUGCAGCGAGAGAGGCUGGAGGCAGCCAAGCGGGGCGUGCCCACACGGAGCCAGAUGUCCUUCGGCAGCAGUUACAGUAGCUCCAACAUGUCUUCGGCCGCGUCCGCUGAACCCAUCGCUGAGAAGAUCCCCACUACGCCUGCGCGCGAGACCAGUCGUCCGGCGGGUCGGUCGGCCAUGAAGCUGGGGUCGCGCGGCACGGACACGGAGUCGUUCGUGUCGCGGCUGCGCAGCGAGGGCGACGCCGUGUCGGCCGCCGCGGCGCCCGCCAAGCAGGACCUCGCCAAGCCGCCGCCGCCCGACCACAAGGAUGUCCACCUACGGUUUGAGGAGCGCCUCACUCUGGUGGCGGGCAGAGACGGUGACGUACAGAACUUUGAACUUAGCGGUCUCCUGACGCUGCGCAUCAGCAACGAGCAGUACGCGCGCAUCCACGUACACGUCGACAACCAGGAUCCUAGACCACUGCAGCUGCAGACGCACCCGAACGUGGACAAGGAGGCGUUCCGCGCGAACGGCGUGAUCGGGCUGAAGCAGUCGCAGCGCGCCUUCCCGCUGCACUCCGACGUCGGCGUCCUCAAGUGGAGGCUCAACGCCAACGACGACAAGCUCGCGCCGCUCUCCGUGAACUGCUGGCCGUCAGAGGGCGCGGGCGGCGGGUGCGACGUGAACAUCGAGUACGAGCUGGAACACGACCAUCUCACGCUCAGCGACGUCAACAUACACAUCCCACUGCCUUCUGGCAACACGUCCGUGAUAGUCCACCAGUGGGAGGGCAGCUACGCGCAGAAGGGACGCACUCUCACCUGGAGCAUACCCAUCAUUAACAAACAACAGAAGUCCGGCAGCCUCGAGUUCACUGUGACGCCGGCGAUACCAAAUGACUUCUUCCCUCUGACGGUGACCUGGACCUCCGACACGUCCCUCGCCCUCCUGAAGGCCACGAAGGUGACAUUCGCAGAGGACAGCACGCCCGUAGACUACUCACAGGAGAUCAGCUUCCAUCCCGACAAGUAUGAGAUCGUUUAACAACUUAACUAAGUCUUAGUGUGUGCUAAAAUGACAGGAACUAUUAUGGUGACUCGGUUAGUGAAAUAAAGAAAAUAUAGGUUUGCUGGUCAACAAUAUAAAUACAAGAACGAAUCCCAGAUAAAGAGGAUUGUUUUUCCCACUAAUAGAGGUAAUUCAAUGCCAAUGUGUUGGGACCUCAGUAUGAGUUCCAGUUGUGGAGGUUUCCCACUUAUCCAGGUCCCACUUAACCAAGUUUCACUGUAUUAAAGUAUUUUUGGUGGUUAAGCUGAGGGUUAAUAUGACUUAAUGCGUUACUAGCGCCAUCUAGAAAUAGCGCUUUACGAAGGACUCGAUAAAUUUAUGCUACCUGUAUCCUUAGUACGAGUUUGCUUUACGACGAACGAAAACGAAACGAGACCCGUUUCAGCGCUGUGAUUGGCCGGCUCCAGUGAGCUCUUUUCGAUCGCUUUAAACGUAAAGCAAACUCGUACUAACUUACUAAGGGUACUGUAAUAAAUAUUCGUUCAAGUAACACAGUACUUGGUCACCAUAGUUUGUUCAGUCAUUUGCAAAGUUAUAUUGUAAUAGUCGGCUUAUAUUAUAAGGGAGAAGUAUAUUCCCACCUCCUCCAGUCAAACAAUACACACUUUUAACUGGUCAUAUAUAAAGCUCAUUUUCCAUUGACACUCCCUAAAAUAUAAACUGACUUAAAUAAGGUUAUAUUAUUUUAGUGUUAAUUUAAAAAUAUACGUUUGAUUUAUUGAAAUUCAUAAAAUAUUUAGUGUUGAUAGAUAAUCUUGUUAAAUUGAUAAGUUUUACUUUACAUAACUAUUAUACUUAAUACAUUUUCGCUUCUGUUUCUAACAUUCCUGACUGUGGAUGCCUUUUAUAAAAUAAAUGGCUAAUGAACCCAUUUUAGUUAUAAAAAGAUUAAACUCUUUCAUAACACGAGUUGCGAAUUGAGUAUGAACGAAGAAAUUCAUUGUAUAAUAUUAUAUUCAAAAUAAAUAUUUGUGUGUGAAAUUGGCAAAAUGUAUUCCUAUUAAAAAUAAAAUGUUAUCAUCAAACUUGUAGUAAGGCGAACCGAUGUGGUUUAAAAUACUGUAUAAACAUUCUAUGCAAUAAAAACUAUAUAAAAAUCAUAUAAAAA